Hyphopichia burtonii NRRL Y-1933 is the source of this 889-nucleotide messenger RNA. RefSeq lists its product as uncharacterized. Gene Ontology annotation, biological process: vacuolar transport. Bases 332 to 889 code for a protein of 185 amino acids. The record is from RefSeq and is a predicted model, not a curated record. Gene Ontology annotation, cellular component: endosome. Lineage: Eukaryota; Fungi; Ascomycota; Pichiomycetes; Serinales; Debaryomycetaceae. The transcript has a single exon.
CUUUUUUCUCUGUUGUUUUUUUUUUUCCUCACUGAAAACUUGUUAGGGAGUGUUUGGAUGUGCAAAACACAAUCCUUACAAUAGAUGGCAGAGAUACACGCGUAGGGGCCUGGGUGUUGCUUUCGUCAAUGGGGGGUGUUUACUUAGUUCAUGUCGCUUCUCAGAUUUCGUUUCGUUGGGAUUACGGGUCACGUGAUGCAUCACGUGACACGAAAGUCAUGUGACCACACACGUGACCAUUUAUCUUUUCAUUUUUUUUUCAAUUAUCCAUUCUAAUAUAAGGUAUAUCCUGGAGAUAACGGGAGGAAUCCACCCUUUAACCUUCACCACCAUGAGUGCUCCACCGUUUGCCAAUGAAUACGCUUUGCGCAUGGUGGCAGAAAACGACUCGAAAGCAUGCAAUACGUGCUACAAACCCACCAAUACGGUGUUAUUAAGUAGUAACCAAAAAGAUUUCUUCUACGUCUGUGAACAACAUUUGAAAGAUGAAACUUUUGCUACCGCCAUUCAACCAGAGGAGUAUAAAGAAUUGAUAAAGGAGAAGGCCAAGCUAACUGGGGACUUGGCCCAAUGGAAAUACGAUAUGGAUAAAAUCAAACCGUAUGCAUGGACAAAAUUAGUUUCGAAUUUAUCAUUAAGUAAAGAAAAAGAUGGAAAGGAGAAUGAAGAAUAUAAGGAGUUAUCGAUUAAAAUAAUGGCAAAUAACGAAAGAUUGAAUCAGUUGAAUGAACAAAUAAAGAAUUACAAAUUUAAACAAUAUAAAUUAGAUAAAGAUAUUUAUAAGAUACGAAUUAAUAAUUUUAUUCAAAUGCAAGUGAAUAAAAAAAGACAGCAAAAGAUUCAUUCUACAAAUUACUUCCCAUCAGUACCUCAAAAUAAGAUUGUUUAA